Messenger RNA from Cyprinus carpio (common carp), 1519 nucleotides. RefSeq lists its product as uncharacterized. The record is from RefSeq and is a predicted model, not a curated record. Lineage: Eukaryota; Metazoa; Chordata; Actinopteri; Cypriniformes; Cyprinidae.
AAAAGUUCAAAGUGAUGUCAAAGUGAUGGUUUCAAGUCUUGACCUUCACACCUAAACCACAGCCCCUCUGAAGGCUAUGGUGGUUAAAACUAGUAAAACAAUCCAAAUACCUUUCCUCUGGCUAAAAUAUGCAACCUAUACAGACACCUUUAUCAUAUACAUUCCUGAUUCGGUUUGCUGCUAAAGUGCCUGUCUGUGGUGUCACACCAACAACAUUAUGUCAAACACAUGUCCAUCAAAUACAGCUUUUGAACCCUAUAUGCAUUCCAGAAGAUCCAAUGACAUCACCAAAAACAACUCUGACCUCUGACCUCAGUUUGAUUGCACUGUCCAUUCACACUGACCUUCGAUCAGUCUUAUGGUUUCUUCAUUAUGGCAUGGCACAGAGAAGCUGAUUUUCAAUCAGUAUGGAACAAAACUGCGUUUAGAAGUGUGAAGGAAACAUAUUGACAUGGAACAAUUCAAUUAAUCAAAAGUGAAGGGACAGUGGGUUUUAUUAGCACCAGUGUGAUUGUUUUAGCAGCCCUGUGUAGAAAUAACUAUGAUGUCUUUUGUAUGCCGUCAGAGUAUAUUACCAUUUGCAUGAGGUUUACCAGUGCAGAGAGCAAACGAAAGGAGACCGCAAAGAAACUGGAAGCUUUUCAGUCCAGGAUGGCUCAUGCAAAGAGGUUUUCUCAAAUCCCCAUGUCUAAGUGCAUGCGAGAUCUUUGUAAAGAGGAAGACUACACUUUCCUAAACAGUCUUGGGAAGCAGGAAGAGAGUCUGGAGGAGAGCACAUGUUUGGAGAGCGAAUGUCAGGAAAAGCAAGAAGAAAGGAUACGGUAUCGACAGGAGCGCGAGCAGCUGGAACGAGAAAAGCAACGUGAGAAAGAGGAGCAGCAGAAGGAGAAAGACAAGCAGUGGAAAAGCCACGUAGCUGAGCUGGCGGUCCAACGCAAGGCCAUCCAUGCAAAACUAGACAGACUACGAGAAUUUAGGGACUUUCAGAAGAAAGUUGUGCUUCAGGAUUUGGGUCUGGAUCCAGGUUCUGAAAACGAAUCCGUCAAGCACCUUAUGAUGAGACUGUAACUGGGUUUACUAGAAAAUAAUGAAAUAAUGAAAUAAAGAAAUUUGGAAUUAAAUCACUUACUCACCAUUGGAUCAUAUGCAGUGAAUGUGUGCCGUCAGAAUGAGAGUCCAAACAGCUGAUAAAAACAUCACAAUGAUGCACAAGUAAUCCAGUCCAUCAUCUUUAACAUCUUGUGAAGUGAAAAGCUGUGGGUUUUAACUUCAAAACAUUGCUUGUGGCUAAACCUGUCCAUAAUAUUGCUUUCUCCAGUGAAAAGUUGUCUUGUCUGAAUCAUGAGAGAAAUCAUGAGCUCAAGCACCAUUUACAAGAGAAUACGGUAUGUGAGUAGAUUUUAUCAUGUUAUUAUGGAUUAUGAACUCAUAUUUUGGUGAGAAGUGACAGUUUAAAGUUAAAAACAUUUCAUCUUAGCGAUGGGUUUGUUUCUUACAAAUACGCAGCUUUUUGCUUCAU